AUGUCCAAUUCCAUCGUCAACAGCACCCCCUACCCCUUCCAGUUCAACCCUCCAACCUUGCAAAAGCUUGGCAAGCCCGGCCAGACCGCAGACGUAACUGGCACUCUGAAGAAUGUCCGCGGAAAAAUCCCAUCCGUCCAUGUAUCAGCUCUUCGCACGAUGAUGCUCGAGGCCCAUAAUGACCCUACCAAGAUCCUCGCCCACGCCUGCAGCUAUGAUGGUCUUUCAUCACGACUCUGCGAGGAAGCUGGAUUUCCCAUGAUCUUCCUCGCUGGUUAUGCUGUAGCUAGUGCUUACGGUUUGCCUGACACUGGUUAUAUCGCUAUGGCUGAGGUGUGCGAUAAGAUUCAGGAAACGGUGCGGCAGGUCUCUGUGCCUGUUAUGGCCGAUGGAGAUACGGGGUAUGGUAGCCCGCUGAAUGUCAAAAGAACUGUGGAGAGUUAUGCCCACGCUGGUGCAGCUGGAAUCAUGAUUGAGGACCAAACCUGGCCAAAGCGAUGCGGCCAUACCAAGGGCAAGUCUGUCGUCUCUCGUGGUGAGGCAUAUGCCCGUAUCCAGGCUGCUUGCGACGCUCGAGAUCAAGGCAAAGAUAUUUUCAUCCUAGCGAGGACUGACGCUUUGAUCCACGGCUGGGAAGAGGCCAUGAGCCGUGCCAAAGAGUUCAAGAGAAUCGGUGUCGAUGCUGUUUUUGUCGAGGCCCUUCCCGAUCGUGAGUCUAUGCGACGAUGUGUAGAAGAGAUUGGCAUCCCCACAUUUGCAAACAUCAUUGAAGGAGGAAAGACGGAGAAUCUAUCUGCAAAGGACCUUGCGGAACUAGGAUUCUGUGCUGUGGCAUAUCCCUGGACGCUUGUGGCUGCGAAGCUCAAGAGUAUCCGUGAGACCUUGGAAGAAUUGAAGAAGAGUAUGACCGUUGGAAAGCCGCCUAUGAUUCUUUCAUACAACGAAGUUUGUGAGGGCGUUGGAUUCAAUAAGUACUGGGAUUUGGAGGAGAGGUACAAGUUCAAGGAUGAUGGACUUGUGACUGAGUCCACAAACGGCCGCUCUUAG
Molecule: messenger RNA, 1047 nt
Organism: Fusarium musae
Lineage: Eukaryota; Fungi; Ascomycota; Sordariomycetes; Hypocreales; Nectriaceae
Exons: 3
Coding region: 1-1047 (348 amino acids)
Molecular function (GO): catalytic activity
Source: RefSeq, a predicted model, not a curated record